This is a messenger RNA of Tinamus guttatus (white-throated tinamou), 3340 nucleotides long. The record is from RefSeq and is a predicted model, not a curated record. Lineage: Eukaryota; Metazoa; Chordata; Aves; Tinamiformes; Tinamidae.
CAGACCCACAGCUCCUUGCUCAGUUCUACUACGCUGAUGAGGAACUAAAUCAAGUAGCAGCUGAACUGGACAGUUUGGAUGGCAGAAAAGACCCGCAGAGAUGUACACUGCUUGUCAACCAGUUUCGCUCCUGUCAGGAUAAUGUUUUGAACAUCAUAAAUCAAAUCAUGGAUGAAUGCAUUCCACACGAACGGGCCAACCGGGACUUCUGUGUGAAGUUUCCAGAGGAAAUACGGCACGACAACCUAGCAGGACAGCUGUGGUUUGGAGCAGAGUGUUUGGCUGCAGGUUCAAUUAUUAUGAAUCGUGAAAUUGAGAGCAUGGCUAUGAGGCCAUUGGCCAAGGAUUUGACCCGGAGUCUAGAGGAAGUCAGAAACAUCAUUCGUGACCAAGCCUUAAGGGAUUUGAACCUCUACACUGAAAAAAUGAAAGAUGCACUUAAACAUUUUGAUGUGCUUUUUGCUGAAUUUGAAUUAAGUUAUGUGUCGGCCAUGGUACCCGUGAAGUCACCAAAAGAAUAUUACGUACAGCAAGAGGUAAUCGUGCUUUUUUGUGAAACUGUGGAGAGAGCUUUAAGGCUUGGAUACCUCACUCAAGACAUGAUUGAUGACUAUGAACCAGCUUUAAUGUUCACCAUUCCAAGGUUAGCCAUUGUGUGUGGCCUGGUAGUCUAUUCCGAGGGACCAUUAAACUUGGACCACAAGCCAGAAGAUAUGUCUGAGCUCUUCAGGCCUUUUCACACACUGCUAAGAAAAAUAAGGGAUCUGCUUCAAACAUUAACUGAGGAUGAACUGCACACGCUAGAACGUAAUCUCUGUAUCUCUCAAGAUGUGGAUUUUCCGGUCAGAGCGGAUCCAGAAGUGCCCUCUGUCAUCACACCUGGCCUAACUGCAACUUUGCCUGGGAAGGAGCUUUCAGCAAAAGCUGAAAACACGGAGGCUGAGCUCGCUUGUUCCAUGCAGUAUGAUGAGCAGGAGCUGGAGCAGCUGAAUCGGAUGGUGCACCGAGUAGGGGAUGAAAUGUCUUCUCUGCUUUCCCCUCCGAGCAUCUGCCAGUCUCCAGCUCACAGACCUAGUCUAAGGAACAGUUCUAGCACAGAGGCCUCGCCAACAAGACACCAUCUUGACAAUUUAACUGAUGAAGAGGACAGAGUGUUUUUUAUGGAUGACCUAGAUGGAGCAGGAGAAGCUCUUGCUGGGUUGGAUUCAGUAAAUGAUACUUUUGCUUGGGUGAAUAACCCUUGCCACAGCUCAAAAGAGAACCUGCAAUAUAGAGACGCUCUACUGUAUGAGAACGGUCAUCAGGCAGAGGAAACUUUGCUUCUGAAAGAUGUGGGAAGUGACUUCAGCAAUAAUAACAAUAUUGAAGACAGCAAACAGAGGUCUGGCAUCUCAGUUCAGAAUUCGUGCAGCUGUUUAGAAGGUCCUGAUUCACAGUUAUACCUCAAUGGUUGGGAUGCUUAUGCUGAUGAUGCAGAAAUGGCAGAAAUGAUAGCUCACAGGACAGGAGGAAUGAAAAUAUCUGCUACUGUAAUAUUUAAUCCUAAAUCUCCCUCUAGCUCAGAAUCCCCAGUAACAACUCCAGAAGCAGCUAUCGGUUGUGUUGCUGGAUCUGCUAAUCCAUUGGCAAACGAGGAGGAGAACGAAUCCCAUAAGCUCAGUAUAGCUGCCACAAACUGUCUAAUUAAUUCCUGUGUGUGUUGUGGCAGCUGUGAAGACAGCAGGGAGGAGAGUGUUAGAGGUUUAAAGACUAAGCAUGCUGCAGGAAGUGUUGUAAAUGCCUCAUAUACUUUAGUAAAGUCUAAAGAAACUGACCAUGUAGAUAACUCGGGCAAUUCAGUCCCUGCACAGGAAACUUUAAAACCUGAAACUUCUCCUGCUUUGCUAGCAGACAGAGACUUUGGCAGGGAAGAGCAGAAACUGCCAAUCUCCUCUAAGUGCCUGGCACAUUCCUCAGGUUCACAGGUAGGAGUAGAAAAUGAGUCACAAGGAGAAGUAGAAAUCAUCUCAAAUCAGCAGAAGAAGUGGGAGAAGAGGAAGCAACCAUGUGAGAAACAAAUGGAGAAUAACGAAGACAGUAGUAGUGAAAGGACAGCAAAGGAUGACAUCAAGUCAAGAUCUAGUUCAAGUUCUCAGGAUGGCUUACGUGAUUCCCCCCUCAGCUCCAUCUCCAGCAGUGACUAUGAGAGUGUUUCUGUCACUACAUGUAGUCUCUCCAGCAUAUACGCUCUGAGCAGUUUAAUGACAAGUUCUUGUUCAUCUGAUGACAUUGAUCAGGAAGAAAUUCAGCUUGCUUUACAGGCUGCUAAAAUUGCCACCAGAGAAAAGAUCAGAUCCAGAUUUCAUGGCAGCAAUGAUCUUAUCCACCGGCUUUUUGUCUGUAUCUCAGGUGUUGCUGACCAACUGCAGACAAACUAUGCUAGUGAUCUGAGAAGUAUCUUAAAGACCUUAUUUGAAGUUAUGGCAACCAAACCUGAAACAGAAGACAAGGAGAAGCAAAAGAAAGUUAAUCAGGGUUUAAGGAAUGCAGCACUGGAAGAUUGUGCUUUAUGUCAAGAAAGUAUAUCAUCUUCAGAACUUGCAGCAAAAGCCAGAGAUGGGGACUUUGAAGAUCCUCCUGACUGGGUCCCAGAUGAGGUCUGCAGCUACUGCACUGCGUGCAAGGCUCCCUUCACCGUCAUCCGCAGGAAGCACCACUGCAGGAGCUGCGGCAAGAUCUUCUGCUCCCGCUGCUCCUCUCACUCUGCUCCAUUACCUCGUUAUGGUCAGAUGAAGCCUGUCCGUGUUUGCACUCACUGUUACAUGUUCCAUGUCACUCCUUUCUAUAGUGACAAAGCUGGUAUCUGAUGUAUUAAACUAGUGAUGUGUCUAUUGGAGUCUUAAAGGGACUAAUAUAUUUGACCUAAGCCAAGAAUUCACUUGAAAGAGGGACUCUGUGAGGGCAUGUAGGCUUUGACAUCCAUUAUUAUGUAUUUUGUACAGACAGUUUUUACUGCAUUUUAUUACGCUGCUAAAGGGAAGUACGAAGCGUCUGUAGCUCUAACGCUACAGUACAGUCUUCCAUAAAUUUAUAACAUUAACGUUAUGAUGCCAUAUGCCGAACAAAUGCACUGCGUGGAAAGAAAUAGGGCUUAGAGAACUGAGCAAAUACUGCUGCUUAUCAUACAUGCUAAGACCAGAGCAGCUGGUUCACUAGUUCAUCACAGCAAAUCAGUCGCAAAGCUGGGACACUUCUGUGCUCACUAAACUCUAGCAUGGCCGUGGCUGUCAGCUCUCCCGCCAGCUGCGGAUUAGCUCCUCCGUUACUGGGUUUGUGCCACCUAUGCUAGGAUUAAUCAAAG